Messenger RNA from Lipotes vexillifer (Yangtze River dolphin), 1764 nucleotides. The record is from RefSeq and is a predicted model, not a curated record. NCBI's taxonomy places the organism in Eukaryota, Metazoa, Chordata, Mammalia, Artiodactyla, Lipotidae.
AUGUACGCGAUCGUCUUUGCUGAAUCUGGACAGGCCCUGGAGCGGGGCGUCCCCUUUAGCCUUGGAUUCAGCAUCGCCAUCGCGGACUCCAGGAAAACCUGUCCAUGUGCUCCUACACGAGUGCAGAGAUGCUGCCCGUACCCCCAAGCUGCUCUCCGUCCAGCGCUGGCACAUCCUUUCACGCUAUUCUUAGAAACAGUUGAGCCAGUGGUGGUGGAGGCCGAAGGCUCUGAAACCUUUUUCCUCAUGUGGCAACAGCUUCUUUUUCGUGAGGCUGAUGCGGCUUGGAUUUGCUUCUUCCCUGGGAGCACACACACUGAAGCCUUUGCACACGAAGCAGGAAGGACAGGGAUCAGGAUACUGUGCUGGAUUCUGAAGUUGCUGGAUUCUGAAGCUGCCGAGGAGAUAAGACCAUGCCUGGCCCUUGAGGAGUUUACACUUUUAUCGGGGAGACAGACAAGCAUGAAGGCGGGCGAGGCCUGGAACAUACGGAUUCUCCUUGGAAGAAAUGUACAGCCGGACAAGGGGGUUGCUCCGAAGGAGCCGGCAUUACUGGCCUACUGUCUCUCCGUGUGCGCCCUGCGCCCUGCGGCACCCCCAGCGCCCCGCCCGCGGCGGGGCGAUCAGAUCAGCGCUGAAGAGGUGAACGGAGAAUGUGCGCCGGACACCGGGCUGCGGCAGAGCCCGCGACAAAGUAGAAGUCCUCCCGAGCGAGUGUAUACACUUCGGACGAAGGGCGAGCGGAACAGGCAGCCCAGAAGGACACACACACACUCCGUCACUCCCCGCUCUUCGCCUCGGGCUCAACGUGUCCCCUGCAGUCCGUUCAGCGUCCGCCUUGGUGGCUCCCCUCGCCGAGCCGACACGUCCACGAACAGCGUGGCCCUCCUCUGCUUCCCGGGCCGGUCAGGGAGCCCGUCCAGGGUCCCCGUGGUCCUCCAGCGCUUAGCCGUCUGGUCCCCCCGCGCCCGGCCACCACGCACGCCGCCUCCCCGCCUCCCUGCCGGGGCAGCGCGCAGCUCCAGGGCCGACAAUCCGAGCACAUUUCAAAUUUGCAAGACAGUCUUUGAGAAAACUGUGUCCUGGGAAGGGCUGAGAAAGCAGGUCUGGAGUGACGCCAGGUUCCUGUCGGCCAGCCGGUCCCUGAAGUCCCUGGAGGAGUCACCUCGAGGAGCCAGCAUGUCCCACGUCUGGGUCAUAAUUAUGCAUCUGGUCGGUCAGCACCUGCCCUACUGCUGGGGAGAGAGAACCCAGAUAACAAUGUCAAGUUUACCAGACCUACACGAUGUGGACGUCACCAAUUACGCGGCAAUGUUGUAUCUGGAAACCAAAGUCUCCCGGGGCUUGGGAACAGCCCAGCCACAGUUUCUUAAGGAAAUAGGCAUCAUUCAGCCUCCUAGACCUUCCUUGAGUACCAAAGGGCAGAUUCAAACAAUUGCUAAUCAGGGGAGGAAAGGGGUGCAGGAACAGAGGAAGAACGAUAGUGGGUCAAGUAACAAUCGCGAACUGUGCCGAGGAUCCCCAUUAGUUCCCAGAAGUGUGAACAUGCGCACGAUGAUACCUGGUAUCGUAUUUCACCGAGGUCUGGAAGGAAAGAUGCAGGCAGGGCGUUCGGAGUGCUCCUCCCAGGUCUUCCCCCGCAGGCCCCCUCCGGGCUGCCUGCCAGCUGGGUCCGCAGCCCCCCUGCCCUGGGCGCUUUGCUCUCUGCCCCCUGUACGAUGCACAGCGAUUCGGUACUCUUCUAACCAGAACGCCCAGGCUUGA